Dictyostelium purpureum is the source of this 1860-nucleotide messenger RNA. RefSeq lists its product as uncharacterized. Lineage: Eukaryota; Evosea; Eumycetozoa; Dictyosteliales; Dictyosteliaceae. Gene Ontology annotation, cellular component: cytoplasm. The record is from RefSeq and is a predicted model, not a curated record. The transcript is spliced from 2 exons. Gene Ontology annotation, biological process: vacuolar transport; intracellular protein transport. The coding region runs from base 1 to 1860 and encodes 619 amino acids.
AUGUCAAAUAAUACAAAUUCAACACCCAGCAAAAACUUUUUUGAUGUUGUUAUAGAAAAACUAACACCUAAUAAAAAUAACUCAACACCAAAUAAGAGAGCAACAUUUAAUGGAACACCACAAGAAAAACCUGUAACAAUUCAAACACCAAAUGGGAAUAGUAAUAAAAAUAACAAUGGUAAUUAUAUUUCAGGUUCAACCUCAUCCUCAAACUUAUUAAAUCAACUAGAAGAAACUAUUCAAAAUAGUAAUCAAACACCAGGAGGAUAUUCAACAAACUUGGAUGACUUUGCCGAUGAUUUUAAUAACUAUGAUGAUCAAGAAAAAUAUUUAAAAGUGUCACAAACCGAUUCAACAAUUGUAAUAAAUAAAGAUUUAGUUGGUAGCGAUCACUAUUUAAACUCAAUAGAACCACAGCUAUCAAUUCUAAACAAACCUAUAAAAAAAAAAGAACCCGCACAAUUAGUAAAACAGCAAUCAUUUCAUAAAAACAAUAAUUCAUUUUUAGAAACCACACCACAACAAUUGACACAACAACAACAACAAAUUCAGCAACAAUCUCAUCCAACUGCACAGUUUCAACAACAGCACCAACAUCAAAACCAAAAUCAAAAUCAAAACCAAAAUCAAAACCAAAACCAAAACCAAAAUCAAAAUCAAAAUCAAAACCAAAACCAAAACCAAAAUCAAAAUCAGCAACAAAUACAUCCACAACAACACAAACAACAACAACAACAACAACAACACCAACAGCAACAGCAACAAAAUAUACCAUCACAACCAAUACAACAAAAACCUGUAAAUCAACCACAACAAAAAGAAACUGUAAAUAAAACUCAACAACAGCAACAAAAUAAUCAAAAUGAACUACAACAAUUUAUCGAUUUAGAAAACUUUACAUUUAAUAACUUAGAUAUCCCAAUGUCAUGUAAAUUAUUUUUAGAUAGAUUAAAAAGUGAAAAUGGGGAAUUAAAAAAACAACUAAAUAUAGUUUUAAAUGAUAAUGCAGAACAAUGGGAACAAACUAUAUUUUUACAAAAUAAUCUUAAAGAAUUAGAAAACUAUAAUCAACAACUCGAUAAAUGGUCAGAUGCAUUAAGAAACCAACUUAUGAACUCUGCAGAAUUAUUAGUAAAUCACCACAAAAAAAUCGAUAAUCUUUAUGAACUCCUAAGUGGAGUUGGUGAACAAAAAGACUCUUUUCAAAACCUAUAUGAACAAUCACAAGAACAAUUAGCAAGAUCAGAUGAAGAAAAUUUAAAAUUAACUUUUGAAUUAAAAGAUUAUAAAAAACUUUCAAAUGAUCUAAAUUUAACUAUUGUCGAUUUAAGAAAACAAAUUCAUGAACUAAAAGAUUAUUCAAUUGAUGCCAUCAUUUGGAGAAUAAAAAAUAAUAUAGAACCAAGCGGCAUUGAAAGAAAGAAAUCAAUUCAAGAAAAAAGUCAACUUUUAGAUGAAGCUGUUAGAGCCUACCAAUUAGAUUAUAAUGAAAUACUACUAUUAAGAGUUAUAACCUUUUUAAAGAAUUCACUAUCCUGGAAAGUUUUUAUUCAACUAUUAAAAAACAACUAUGAAUCUUUGGACUACUAUAUAAAAUACUGUAAACAAACUAAAAAAAUAGACCAACUAAAAUUAAUAUAUCGAGAAACUCACAACCAUUUAGAAGAGGGACUGUUAAUUUUAAAAGAAGCUUUGGAAGAAAAAGAUACAAAUCUACAACUAUAUGCCUUGUAUUCAUGUUGCUCAUUCUUUGACCAAUAUGACCAUUUAUAUUUUUAUAAAACCACAAUUUUAAAGUAUAUAGAUUCAAUUAGAGCCGGUAUAAACUUAAAUUGGGAUAAUCUAGACUUUAACAAAUAA